AUGAGCUUCGGCGAAAUCAUAACCCUAAAUGUUGGUGGAAGAAAGUAGGUGUUUAUAUUAUCUUUUUUUCCCUUUUAUUGUUGCUGUGGACUGACAUGUUAGGGAAACUUUGUGCCCUGUUGCCACAGCUAUCAGCAGCUAUCCAGAGAUGUCGACUGAUCAAAAAUGUGGUAGAGAUUUAUUACUUGUAUUGUGAAAGACUUAGUAAUAUGUGUAUAGGUGACCUUUACGUAAUCAGUGACUACUUUUACAUUUACAGCGUUCAAGCUGUAGUAACAGUUAAAUAAUAAGAAAAAUUCAGUUCAAUCAGCAGUUCAGUUCGCUCGCUGUGACCAUCCCGCUGUGGAUGCAUGCAUAAACUUAAGCUUGUGGUAGUUUCGGAUUUCUGUACGUCGUAAGCCAUUGGUAGAAAAAAUAAAACGUACAGUGUCUAUUUUAAUUCAGGUCUUUGUAUUGCCUAAGUUACCUGUGAUAUUAUUGCUUAAAAUUUCUUUGUGAAUUUCAUUUAAGAUACAUUACAUUACAUUUGGUAGGUUUUUGUAGAGCUUUAUAAAGCCUUGUGCUCUCUGGUGAUGCAAGCAUAGGCAUAAGCAUUACUUGGUCCUCAGCCAGUGAUGCAAGGAUAAGUUUAAGCAUAAGAAGCGUAUGCGCUAGUGAUGAUGGCCUUGACGUACGUACAAGCAUGAACACAAGAACAUCAAAACCUGGCAUUCUUCUUUAUAUUAUGCUCGUGCUUAAUUCAGGGCUGUCUCCAUAUGGUUAUGCCAAUGCUUAUGUGUGUGCUUGCGUCACUAGUGAGGACUGAGCUUAUAGUACAAUGUACCUGGAUCAUACCUCACUGUAUUUUAUUUGUCAUCCAUUUUAAAGGUGUUAUUUCACUCAAAACAACAAGUUUGUGGUGAUGCCCACCUGUCUCUGAUCCCAAGCAUUUUGUUGAUAUGACUAUGUCAAUGAUUAAUGCUGGUACCAGGCACCAACACCAUCCAGAUCAAUUUAGGUUUCUGAGAAACUGCCCACCUACCCCUAGUAGGCGGCGAUUUUCGUUGGCAGCCGGCUACUUUUGACAACCCUGAUUGGAUGAUCAUAUUAGUAGCCUGCUCUCGCGUGCCGAAAUUCUCCUCCCCUUCCCCUUUUAACACCUGCCACGCAGGCAAACAUAUUAGAUGUCACUCAUGCAACUUUGACUUUGGUAGAUGUACAUCGCAGAAUGAUAUGGUUAUUGUUAUUAUUAUUGGCAGGUUUUCAACAUCAAAGCAGACCCUGACAUGGAUUCCAGACUCAUUUUUCUCCAGGUAAGUGCAUUGUAUUAAAUCACAAUGUCUUUGACCUGAUCUUCAAUAUUAUUUAUGUCAUCUGGUCGGAUCAACUUAAAUGUAGCUCCAAGUAGAGUUAAAAAGUAUAGAAAACAUUCUUGGCCAUCAUUAAUGGUACAAGUACAGUGGAACUCCGCCUUACAGCCACCUCAGUCAUACCGUCAACUUGUUAUUAUGGCCACUUUUUUGGGGCCAUACGGCAAAAUGGCCAUACAUUUUCUUGUAAACCUGUUGAUAUGGCUAAAUUUUUUGGCCUAUUGGUGACCGUAUUAAUGGGGUUCCACUGUGGUAUGUACAUUGUAUAUUGCACCGAUAACCUUCCCUGUGAUAGCAGGCGCAGAAAUGUCAAAAUGAGUAGAGGAAGGGGAUUAGGGGGAAGGGAAAAGGGGAGGGGGUUUCUCCCUCUCUCUCUCCCCUACCCCCCUCCCCCCACAGAAACAGAAACCAUACUAUGAACAAGAAAAUAUUUGAAUUGUGGGCAGGAGAUAAAUUGGUCAUCUGUACGGAAGACCAGGAGAUUUGUGCCAUGUCUGGGAGAAAUGGCAUAGUAUGGCAGAUUAUUAACCACGUUAUUUCACAUAGUUUAUUCUUGUGUAACUAUAAAAAAUUGCGAUAAAACAUUUCUUAAAAUCAUUUUAAGAUUAAAAAAUUGCUAAAAAGCGACGACGUUUCGACGUUAGCUGAACGUCAUUAUCAAGUCAAAAUAAGUUAGUGAUUUUUGGUCUAUAAAUACUAAAAAAAACAACAAUAGCUGAUUAAAAAAUUGUAACGUGAGAAAAUAUUAAACAAAAAGUUUCGCGGUACUUAUAAGUCCGUCUGAAUAUUUAAAUUGGGCAAAACCACUUGAUGAAUGAUUUCAAUACUAAACAAUCAAAUUUGUCUGGCACUUUCUUAAAACCGUGAAUUGGCUUUUUCUCUCCAAAGUUGUUGUUUUGAGCUUCUAAGAAAAAUGUCUACCGAUUGCGAAAAAAUGUGCUCAGCAAUGCGUUGAUGAAGGUGUCGGGCUUGUGUGUCUGUUCACAUGAAAAUUGGUAAACAACACACUGCUUAUUAACAAUUGACGGCUUGAUUUCUUUGGGUCUAAGGUCUUGCCCCAAUUUCUUGCUCACAAAAACUGGUUGCAAAAGUAGGGCCAAUCUUAUGGCUAAGAUCGCGAACUGCUUACGAACCGCAUUAUCCACUUGAUCUUUAAAAGGAAGACUAAUUCUUACUGUGCUACUAUCAUCAUUGUUUCUUUCUGCUUUGUCCGCUGAGGAAUUUAGAGAAAGAAACUUUUUGAUAGCAGAAUCAAUAACACUUAUUGGAUAGUCAAGGCGACUAAAUAUAGGCGCAACUUGGCACAUUCUGCAUUGAAAGCCUCUGUUGUAGUAGACGACAAGGAAUAGGCACGAUGUAUCAUUGUCUGUAAUAAAGAGUCUUUAUAGCGUUUAUCCGUGUGACUUUGGAAAUGUAGGAGCAAUCCGGUGUUUGUUGGUUUUCUGUAAACUUGAGUUUCAAGUUUAGUUCCGUUCUUGACGAUUUCAAUGCCAAUAAAAGGGAUCUUGUUAUCCACAGGAAGCUCCAUCGUAAAUGUUAGACUGGGGUGUAGGCCAUUCAGGGUACUAAGAAACUCAGCAGCAGCAUCAACGCUAGGCAUUCUAGCCAGAGUAUCAUCGACGUACCUCUUGUACAACUGGGGCAUCAAGCCCCUGCGUGUAAGCUUUUCUUCAAGAUGACACAUGAAGACAUUGGCCAUUAGAGGACCAAGGGGCGAGCCCAUGGCCACACCAUCUGUCUGUUGGUAAAGUUGACCAUUAAACUGGAAAAGCUGAUUGGUUGUGGCGAUUUCGAGUAGUCUAGCGAGCUGGUCCUGUUGCAGAUUAUUCUUAUGUACUUAUUAUUUGAUUGAAGUGCCUGCCAAGUAUAGCUGCUAGCUGAAGCAGCUUUAUCUGGGAUUGAAAGUUAACAAAGUCAUUUUGAUUGAGUGGCUUAUGAGAGGAGGGUCAGUUUUUGUAAAAAAGCCAGUAAAUUUAGCCUGCUACACACAGUGUGUUCUUUUGACUUGUCACAUAGUACUCCCUAAGAUUUUGUGACAAGCCAAAACAAUAUCUGUAUAGGAGUACAUUUGACAAGUUGUGCUCAAUAGCCUUCCUUAUUUUUCUUAUUUCCUAGUUUAUUAAGUGGAAGAAUUGCAUCUCUCAGAGAUGAAACAGGCGCAGUAAGUUGAAAUUCUGUUAAAGAGUAGGACUAACCAGUCCAUUAUGGCUCUUUAGUAUUAUCACAUAAAUUUUAACCUGUACUGUAUGUUGGAACAUUAUUGACCCUAUGUUGAAAGCAGUUGACAGUCAUAGGUUGAAAAGCAAUACUAAAUUAAACCUUAUUAGAAAAAAUUGCAUAAUUUCUCAUUCUUUAUUGCACCCUAUCAUUUUCACCUAAAAGUAACAAAAAAAUGCAAUAUUAGGAUAAUGUUUUUGUCAAAAACGUUUGUCAGUAACUGACUGUGCAUUGUAAAAUGGGUGUGACAUGUACAGUUUUUUUCAGUAAUUUAUUUGACUCACCUAUCUUCUUAUUUUUAUCUCUCUUUUAAAUAGAUAUUUAUUGAUAGAGACCCAGAUGCAUUUGUGCCCAUUUUGAAUUUCCUCAGGACCAAGGAACUUGAUGCAAGGUAAGGCACUAACUGAAUUUUUAUAACUUCUCAAACUUCUGCUACAUCAGAGUGAGUGAUCUGUUAUCUCCAAUAUGUUGGUGUAAUUUUCCUGGACCUGGAAAAAACUGUCAGAACUGCUUAUUAGUGCUUAAUUGUGGCCAUGCAUUUUCCGUUGCAGAGGAUUAGAUUUGAGAGUUAUCAAGCAUGAAGCUGAGUAUUAUGGUAUCACCCCCCUAGGUAUGUAUAAUUAUUGUGAGAAGCUAUAAAUUAAGUUUCUUUUAAAAAAAAAACCAUUGUCAAAUCGUAUGAAAAGAUCACUCUUGGGAAUACUACCAUGACUGCUUAAUAGACCAUAGAAUUCGAGGAAAGUUGUAUGUUAUAGUAUUGUUACUUUGGCACGUAAAAUAGUGGAGUAAAUGUUUUCUAAUGGUCAUCAAUAAUUUUUAAAGAUAAUAGUAUACAAUUUAAGGAAAGUAAUGUUAGAGAGUCUUGCUAAAUCUGAACAUGACUGAGUUGUUCACUCCAAUUUUCUUACAAAAGGUAAUAAACAACCUAAUGUUUGUUUGAAAAAGAACAGAUCUAUAAGUAUAAUAUAAUAUUUUAAGCCAUGUCUCAUCAAGUCUAAGACACUUGGUGCCCUAUAUUUUGAAGUUGAUUGAACACACUUGCAAAAAAAAAGAAUUUUUAAAGCUAUACAUAAUCAUCCAAAAUCAUGUAUUGCAACCCUGCCCUCUUCCAUUUGGUAGCUCUCAUUUUACAGAUCUGUGAUUUGCUUUAUUAUUUAAACAGCAAAGAGACUGGCUCUGUGUGAGGAAGUGUCCCAUUCAAAAUGUGGUGAUGUACUUUUUCAUGGGUAUCUUAACUCUCCAGGUAACAUUAUUUUUUCGCUGGAAUACAUUUACACUUAAGUUUAACUCUAUUAAUUGAACUAACUUGAGGAACUUACAGUUGGAAGAGCAUAGGCAGAAUGUGUGUUUUUUUGCUAGCUGAGGAAGGAAAGAAGCAGAAAAAGAUAUUUUCACACAUGGCUGGGUUUGAGUGUGUGGGGGUUUUCCGGACACGUGGCAUUGAGAGUUCAAUAAUGUUUUUGUUGUCAUUGGCCAUUGGCUGACCUGUCCCACUCACCCGACCUUUAUUUGAAUUUGUUUUGUUUUAGGAUUUAAAAUAUUGCUGUAGUUCUGGUUGAGUAUCGAGUCUCAGUUUCUUGUCAGCCAUUUAUUAGCACUUUUUGUGCUGUAAUACUUGUGAUUUGUGGUGUUGAUACAGUGGAACCCCGAUAUAAUGAUAUGCCAAGGGAGCAGUGGAAUUAGAUCGUUAUAUCGAGGUAUCGUUAUAUCGAGACUCCCGAUAUAACGAUAUUGUCGUAAAAUAACCGAAAAUAUCGUUAUAUCGGGGUAAAAUUAACAUGCACUUUUUUUACUACAUAUUGUUUAAUUAAACUUGUAAUGAGUAUCAAAUAACUCACAAUGUAGCUUUUCAAACACACAGCAAUGUCCUUAAAAUAUUUGCAAAGCAUUAAGACGUUAUCAAGUUUACACAACAAAGUCUGUGGUAUGAAUCGUAAAAGGGAAAUUAAUAUUAAAAUUGUCUUUACUUUCCGCUGUUUGCGUGUUCAUUGUUUUUCUUUUUCAACAGACACUUGUUCAUUAAUUAAAGUACUCUUCAAGUUUGGUUUGCCUCAUUUGUUUUAUUUGCAAUCUUGAAAACGCAUCCUCCAUCGCUGAAAGAGAGGAAAGGAAUUCUCUCUCUCUUUCGCCCGAAUCAUCCAACGUAAUAAUAAAAUCUCUAAUUGCUUUGACAGCUUCAGUAGCUUGCACAGGAGUCAGGCCUAGGGUCGUAGGUUCAAUCACUAAUAUAUCAUCAUCAGAGUCUGACUCGUCCCCUUGAGAGCUAGCAUGCGCAACUGUAUCUGUGUACUGAUACUGUAAUAUCGUUAUAUCAGGGAAGAUUUUGCACUCGGUGCGCUAAAAACGCAUCGUUAUAUCAGGAAUAUUGUUAUAUCGAAGAUCGUUAUAUCGGGGUUCUGUCCCAUACAUUUUACUGUAACUUUCGCCGGGACAUAGCAUAUUUAUCGUUAUACCGGGGAUAUCGUUAUAUCGAGGAUCGUUGUAUCGGGGUUCCACUGUAUUAAAGGUCGGACUGCUUGGUUGGCUUGACAUGGCUCCUAGUUGUGUGUGAGAAAAUAAUUUUGGAUACACUGCACACAGCAAAAAUGUUGACUUGACUCUGUGUCCAAAUUGCUUUUACUUACAAUGUACCCGGUACAUGGUACAAUAAUGAUAAUGAGUAACAUUAUUUAUUAUGUAUCAAUAAUUUUCAAAUUAACUUUUGCUUGUCUGUCUAGUAAUACUGUUGUAUAAUAAUUAAUUACUUUUAAGACAAUAUUUAUUUUAAUGUUUCUCUGGAAUAUGUGUAGCUGUCAACAUUCAUCCAAAGCAUUUAACCCAUGAAUGGUCAUUUGAUUUGUCUAACUUAAGAUGGUUUUACUUUUCUUCCAAAAAAUCACUGAGGGACACUAAACAAUCUCAUAGAAACAAUUUUUUAUCCAAUCUCUCAUCAGAAUUUCCCAUUCCAUCUACAUCAAAACAGUCAUCAUCAAACACUCCUACAAGAAGAAGAAGCACGGCAUCCACAGUAAGUAGGACACCACGGCAUGAAAGAGACACCUCUUCUUACAUUGAAGCCAUCAUCAGGGAAGUUCCUGAUGACUCCUCUGAUCCUUUAGGUGAGUGGGCUGCAUUGUAAGCUCAAUAUUUUUUAAAUGUCAGUUUAUGUGGUAAAUGACGGCAGGAUCAGAGCGGGGGGUCACACAGAUUGCAAGUUUGAUCCCUUAGACCAGACUAAUACUCAGGAUCUAAACUAAACAGUACCAGUUAUGUGAAAUUAGAAGGUAAAGGUUGGAAAUUUGAAUAGAAAUAUUUUGAAGCCAAUCUAAAAUACAUUGUAGAUCUCAAAAAUAGAUCACCCUGCUAGCAGUAAUUCAGGUGAAGUGCAUCAUACUGGUGUGAACAUUGCAUAGUGCCAACACUGUGCCAGGGUCAUGCUAAUGUGGUACCAACAUAGUGAAAACACUGCAUAGUUUCUCCUGAUGUUCAAAUAUAUCUUUGUUAUUCUCUCUAGAUGUGGAUCCGAGAAGAGUUCUUAUGAUUGUUGGGCAUCAUAGUUUUGUAGCAGUUGCCUUUGCUCAUGCUGUAUUCUGCUACAGGUUGGUUUACUGAAGAACUGAACUGAAGUCUAAUAAGUAAAUGUAGCCUCUUUUUUAAAAAUCUGCCUUCAAUCUUUCAUUUAAACCUUCCAUUAGCGAUCAACCGGAGGUUCCAUCUGGGAAAACUUAUUUUGAUAUUUUGUGAUAAGUGGUAACUUACCCGAGGUGGUUGCUCAUGAAAGUUCAACUGUAUUUUGGCACUGUUGUGUUGAUCAUUCAUUAUCAUCCAUCAUCAAUCAAAAUCUUGGGAAGUUAUUUCAUGUGAUGAUUUAUUAUGGAGAAAUGUUCAAUCGAUUAACAUGGAAAAGUAAAAAAUAUACUCAAAAUUGAAAAGAUCAAAUAAAAGUUUGUGUAGUUUUAAUGGACUCGUAUUGCAGCUAUAAGCCAACCAUGACCUUUUUUCUCAUACGUUAAGUACAUUUUAUGUUUUUGUCAUGUUCUAAAGCAUGCCACAUCAGCCAUGCUUUACACCUAAAAGUGGUCCACAGUCUGAGUCAAAAAAACUCAGAAGUAUAUAGUACCUGGACUUUCACACAGAUUAAAAAUAAAUGGAAUUCUUACAUAAACACCUUUUCCAAUAAUAUUAUAAUAGAACUCUUGGCUUUAGAAACUCUCUCUGUCACUGAUGCAUUAUCAAUGUGAAUAUCAAAAAAGCAGUAGGUUUAGCAAGACAACAAGUCUCCACAUGCAGUAUACUUGAUGUCUUUGUCAUCACUGCAAGAAUAUGACAUGAAAAUUUCGACUUGAAGGUUUACCUUUUAUGGAGGAUGUGAACAACCCAGGACAGAAUUUUCUUUCCUUUUUCUGAACUUGGAUAUGGUUCUUACGCAUUCAACUCCAGGAGAGUUGCCUACAUUUUUAUUUUGACAAAGUAAAGUUUAGCCGCCAUAGCCAUUCUUGGAUCUUGAGGUUCCUACUUUGAAUGUGCUGCUUUAAGAUCAAUGUGUUCUUAGUGGAUCAUGUUACUUCUCCUUUACCUAUUGUAGAUCCAAAGACUCUGUGGGCUGGGAGCUUAUUUUUUCCACUCCUUACCUAAAAAACUGUGUGGAAAAAAUGGCACUGAAUGCUAAAGUAACAUCCAGUUCACUUGGUGAUAAAAUGCUGGCAGUAUCAGCAGGUAUGUUUCAUUAACUCUUUCACUCAAUAUUACCCUGUGCCAGGCUCUUGGUCAGGGUAGACAAGCCAAAAAAGCGAGUGAGCAGUGAAAUAACCAGUGAGUGAAAAAGGGCGGGAAGAGAGAAGGGGAUAGCCUGUAAGCUUCUUUUUCAAUACCUCACUCUGCCCACAAUCCGGUUUCAAAAGGUGUGGUGUAGGACAGGGUUCUCAAUCAAACAUCAAAUCGCCGCUUAGGGAUUUAUAGCCGCUUACUUUGUGUUGAAGUCGCUUUUCUUUGCUUUGUUUUGACACCUCUGGCUUUGCUGAAGAGCCUCCUACUUUAUCAGUGAUCACCUCCUACUUAAAAAUCUAUUGAGAACCCUGGUAGGAGGGUUUCCCUUGUUCAACAUGUUUGUUAGACUCUGUGCACAUGAAGCCAAAUGAUUGAUGUUAGAAGUUUUAGAGUAAAAUGUUACACUUGACCAAUCAUAGGGUAUACCAGGAGCUGGUAUACGGGAAUGAAGUAUUGAAAACAAUGGUUACAGGCACCCUUACUCUGUCUCUCCCUGACCUCCACGGGGUUUUCACGCAAUUUUUCUCAAUCCUCUUUCCCCACUAUCUUGGAGCCUGGAACAGGCUAACUCGAUAUCAACAUUGUGAUAUCAACGUCUUGUAGCGGGCUAAACAUAUUUUCAUUAUUAAGCAGGGAUUAGCAGCAACACUCCUAGGAGUUUUAUCAUCCCAUCUCCACUUCCCCUUGCCUCAGACCUUCUCUCCUUUAGUCAAAUGACCAAGAAAGUGGAAAACUGACAUGAUCUUGUCUCUUUCAGAGGGUAAAAUUCGUUUAUGGAGUUUCACGACGACAGACCAUAUCCAAGGUGCCGUAAAAUUUGAAAUUGGUAAGUUUACGGGUUUGGGAUUGAUCAUUUGAAGUGAUUGUUUGUCACAUGAACCUACAGUUUAGUGGCCUUAGCUCCCUCGAGUCUCUUGUAGCUUUGUGGUAGAGUAUCAGCUGGACUGGUAAGCAGAACUGAGGUCAUAGCGUUCGAAUCCUGUUGAAAGUAAUCGGAUUUUAAUUCCAAGUCGCCUAUGUCACUGACUGAAAAAACAUCUUUCCCAAUGAGAUCUUAUUCGUUAAUUGCGUUGCAUUAUUCUCAUUGCGUAAUUAACUUCUCUUUGCAUAUGAAGUUGAAGAGAAUCUGGAUUAAAGAAGCAUUGCCGCGAUCUUUAAACCAAAACGAAAGCACAGCUGGAAAGGUUUCAUUUGAAUGGGUUACACCACAGAUUCAUCCACAAACGCACAAGUUAGAACCUGUUUAUACAGCUUAGUUAAUAAUACCUUGUGAAAGUACUGCUUAAGAGCGUUUAUCUUUAUCGUCACACCGUAGUAGAACUUCAUCCAUCGACUGACAAAACUUGCAAGAUGUGUGAAAGUGAUUGGAAUGCACAAAGCCAGCUUAGAAAACAUGAAAAUAAUACAUACUCAGUUAGAGUAACAUGUUGCACGACCCUCCACACCUUUCUGGCUUCACGUUUUAUAGAAGACUGAAACUGUUUAUUUGCAGGAACAUUCAACCUUAGUGUACCAGUAGAUGCUUUGUUUUUCAUUGGAAGCCAGCUUGUUGCUACCAGCCACACAGGCAAGAUUGGAGUAUGGAAUUCUAUGACACAGCAUUGGCAGGUAUGUAUACAAAAUGUGAGUUCAACUUCCAGCUCAGCUAAUUCGUCCCACGUCGACCUGUAUGAUUUAUACAUAAUAGUCUUAAGGGGACGCCAGGCAGGCUCUUUCUUCCCUCUACCAAUCACCCAACGUACAUAUCUCCUGCGCGUUUUUCUUGUUAACAGAUCAGUUGUCGGUUUUCAUCCCCUCCUUAGUAGCCACAGAUGACGUCACGACUAGAAAAAUGGCUCCAUGCCUAGAAACGACUAGACUACGAGUAGUCCCCCAUUUUUCCUCAGGGAUAGUAGAGCGAGCGAAACGCGAGCGCGCGUGAAAAUCACCCCAUGCGAGAAAAGGCGACGCAAGGUAAGGAACGACUCAAGGAAGACUAGGGCCGAAUCACUAAAGUAGGGAGAAGUGAACGUAGUCACUGUCAGCUUUUGAUCCAGUGAGCGGAUCAAUUUAUGUUUCUGGCAAACUGCCACUUACCCCUCCCCUAAGUCAACAUCAACACUUACUUCUCUUUUUGGGCCAAAUGUUGGCUUAGGGGAGGGGUAGGGGCAGUUUCCAGAAACCUAAGGGAUCAGCUCGUCCGCGUAAAAUUUGUAAAGAGAGCAUCUUGGGUGGUAGAUAAGGACGCAAUUUGUUGUUUCUGCGUAAUUUUAAAGUUUGGGAUAAAUGAGAGAAAAAAAGGCACUUUUUUGCUAUGUUUUAGAUCCAAGAUGUAAUGCCGAUUUCCAGCUAUGACACAGCAGGUUCUUUUCUUCUCCUUGGAUGUACGAAUGGUUCGAUUUAUUACAUCGGUAAGUUUGUUAUUAUAAUUUCAUUUAUAUGUGGAGGUGUGGUAUUCUAUUAAGUGCACAGGUAACCCCGGCUCACUAUUAUUUUGUGUCACGUACGGGUUUCUUAUAACAUGAGUAAAUAUAGAGAACAUAUGGGGACAAUAGGUCUGGAAAUUUGCUAGAAAAUGGAAAUAAACAUCGAUGAAACUUACUAUGUGGCGAGUUUUUGUUGUCCUUAAUAGGCACACGAAGUUUCGGGAAAAAUAGUCUUCUUCAUCUUUCUUACAUGCCACUAUGCUAGGUAGGAAAGAUGAAGGAGACUAUUUUUCCCGAAACUUUGUAACACCUCUAUGUUUACUCUGUAAAACUGUGAAAGUUUGGCCUUAUUUGUUUUAUAGAUAUGCAGAAAUUUCCGCUAAGAAUGAAAGACAACGAUCUUCUUGUAACCGAACUGUAUAAAGAUCCAAACGAAGACAUGGUGACAGCACUCAGCGUCUAUCUAACGCCAAAGACUUGUAAGUAAGGAGGCAAAUUGCAUGUUUUAUCCUUGUUGCGAGCAGCAACCAAUCAGGUAUCGACACUUCAUGUGUGCUAACACGGACAAAUUGGUCAAGUACCCCGUGAUCUUAAUUUCUAGCCAUUUUUGUGUUGUUCAGACAAUUCAAACGCGUGAAAUUCUGAGGAGGGUUGUUUUCAUUUUAGUAACCAACAUGUCCACCGUUCAGCUACAUUAACAUAAACCGUGGUAUGAAAGAAACGUUGUGCUUUCCCAGACCGGCGACCGAACCCAGGCCACGGCGGUGAGAGCGCCUGGUUCCAAGCACUGCCCCAUGUGGGAAAUACGAGGAAAAUCUGUUGUCCGUUUAGUCUGUUAGUUUAACUGGCCAAUUGUCUGUCAGUUGGAAAAUAAGCUAAAGACAAAACCUCAUGUGAGCGCCAGCGGAAGCGAAACGCAUAAAAUUGAUUCUUUCAACCAACGUUAAUAAUCGAUGUAAGAAUAGCGCAAAAGAGUGACGAUUUGAGCUUGGCUACAUAAACUGUGGUAAAAAAAAAAAAUGCUUUUUUCCACACCGGGAAUCGAACCCGGGCCACGGCGGUGAGAGCGCCGGAUCCUAACCUCUAGACCAUGUGGGAAUCGACGGACAACGGGCCGAAAACAUUUGCUUUAUGUAGUGCGUAUGUAGAAACUUCAGUAUCUGCUGCCUGUGUUGUCCUUUUUUACUUUCUUUAUCCAGAUCUGCAUUAAUAUGGCCUUUUGUGCUAAUAUUCUGCUAAAAAAUAGAAGCUGUCUAGGUUUCAACCCAUACCCCCCGGAGAGGGGGGGCUACUCCUUGGAAUUCGUGGUGGGGGGUGGGGUGCCGCCCCCUCGAGAACCAUACCCGAUUCCAGACUAAAAUGGGCAGAGUCUGUACCCUUUUUCAGACCAAAACGGCGCAAAAAACCCAACCCUUUGGGGCGGCACAUCCCUAUAUGGCUUAUAUAAGGGAGUACCCCCCCCCCCCCCCGGCGACCAUUACCUCCCCAAUGCCAUUGCGUUGUGUCGCAAGACAAGAAACUGCUCCAGGCCAGUUUGUCUCUCCUCACUAUAAAUGGGUACCGGGAAAAUACCGCCGGGGUAACCAUGCAAUGGACUGCUUUCCCAUUUAGCAAUGCUCUAAGGUACUUAUCCUGUAGAAACCGGGAUAAACUCUGCCCUGAUAAACCUCGGUGGUUCGUAGUGCGCCUAUCCCAGCUCGACUGGGUCAAUCGUUUUUCCCAUACCUUAAUACAACUAAGUAUCAACAGGGAAUGUUGUUGAAUAGAUCGCUAUAGAUUGAGAGAGUAGGGAGAGUAUCAAAGUAUCGUAAUCGUAGACAAAUCUUAAGUUCGCUUGUAAUGGCAGGGUAACUGGUCGUUUCGCCCCGGUUACUUAGCCCCCUAUUUUCGAGUCAUUUAGAGCGCUUCAAAUGUAAUAUUCCUCGUUCUAUAAGCCAUAACGCAAACAAGCGCACUUCCAUUCUUGAAAUGUAAUAUUCCUCGUUUUUUAAGCCAUAAAGCAAACAAGCGCGCCUUAAGUGUAAUAUUCCUCGUUCUUUAAGCCAUAAAACAAAACAAUCGCGCUUCAAAUGUAAUAUUCCUCGUUCUUUAAGCCAUAAAUCAAAACAAGCACGCUUCAAGUAUAUUAUUCCUUGUCCUAGAAUAGGGGGCUAAGUGAAUGACUUAAAGCGAGAUGACCGGUAACCAAUGGCGGGGAUCCCAAUAAAGGUGGUAGCGUAAAUUGUUGCCGUGGGUCUAAUAGCCCACAUUCGAUAUAUUAAAAUUCUAAUAUGACUCCGAGGCUUUCUUGUCAUAUUUCUCUAUCUGGUUUGGUUUUCUUUGUGAUCAAGUCUUUUCUGGGAAUUGCCAGACAAUGGAUUCGGAAAAAUUUGCAAUUUUGUCUCUAAUAUAUCGAACGUGGCCUAUUGGGCUAUUGUUCGAAGGACGAUUAGCCCUGAUCCCGGGUUUUAUGCAAUGUCACACGAAGCGGAGAUUGCCCCACCCCUCUACAAAGCACACCAAGGUUCAGCUAUAUUUACAUAGACGUUUUCUUUUAAGGUUUAAGUGGGAACUGGAUCGAGAUCGCGUACGGUACCAGUUCAGGGACUGUGCGAGUUAUUGUACAACACCCCGAGACAGUUGGCCACGGACCACAGCUCUUCCAAACAUUCAUGGUUCACCGGAAUCCAGUUGUGAAAGUGAUGCUGAGCGAGAAAAACCUCGUGUCUUUAUGUUCAGAGUAUAAUCACGUGCGCACGUGGAACGUAACACGCUUCCGUGGCAUGAUCUCCACGCAGCCUGGUUCCACGCCCCUGGCAUCCUUUAACGUGGUUUCUCUUGAGUCACAGGAUACCCACCCUAGCUCGUUGGCUGGUAACGUUAUUGGUGAGUGCGUUCACACAGUAAUUGCUUCUUGAAUUAAUAAAUUGACAAAGUCUCUAACCACAGCAACCUAAUCAGAAAGUACAAGGCUGUGUUUCAACCGCAGUUGCCUGUGAACUAUUCUGCUUUUCUUGUCUUUUGUUUGUUUGUCUUCUUCUUUUUUUUUGCAUCUCAUUGUACUUACUCCAAUGUCUUUGCCUUCGUAGCUGGCGUUAUCGAAGGCGAGGCGAAAUUUUUGGCGGUUGAUCCUCAUCGUAGUGCUUUCUCCCUCUUUUCUCAUAACCUCCUACGUCCUGUACCCAAAGCAUCGGGUCACCCAGUGCACGUGAAGGGCGUUGGAGAUACCACUGUACUUUAAUUAGGGUUUUGCAGCCAAAAACUUGCCCCUGCAAGUAUAAUCCUCCCAGCAAAGUACCUCUUGCCCUCACUGGAACCGUAUUAUCGACAUGUUCAACACUGUCUGCCCUGUAGUAAGAACCAGAGGAAAGUUUGCUUUUGAAAAGUCCGUUCUUUCAUAAACGUCAACUGUGCGUCUUCACCCCUAAUAGAUCAUACCCGGGUGUUUAAUGACUGUUUGAGCUAUGAGUAGCACUCUAUAUAUUGUCGUGUAUAAAUCCAUAAUGCACCAUUUUUAUCUCUCGUCACCAGGCCCCUUUGGUGAGCGUGACGAUCAGCAGGUGUUUAUUCAGAAGCUCGUUCCAGACACUGAUCACGUGAUCGUACGGUUCUCGUCCACUGGAAAAAGGUAAGUACGGCCUAACCUGGGAUCAAGAUCUCCAUUUUACAGCGACCGAAGCGAGCCGCGAUAUAACGUCCGCCCUUCACACUCGCUCCUCUUUUCGUGUCCCGCUCGCCCGUGACUUCUCGCGUCUCGCUUGCACACAGGCUAAGCACAAUCCGGAUUGUAAUCUAGGAUUUAAACGGUUAGGUAUCUGCUGUGUUAUCUUGCUAAUUUGUUUCUUGUACUUUUACUGAGCAGGUAAUUUGUUGCGUUUUUUUAGAAUCUGCACAAUUCGUUCAGUAGACGGGAGCAGCAUCACUUCAUAUUGCGUGCACGAAUGUGACGCCUCCAGCAGAAUGGGUUCCAGACCCCGACGGUUUCUUAUCACAGGACAUACAAACGGAAGUGUACAGGUACGUGUGGCAUAAUUAAGUGGUACAUUUCGAGUGAGGGUAUACCACUCCCGGGACUCUGGAACACUCGGUGCUAGUCUGAGCGUGUCAAUCUUCGUUAGUUUUGAUGGAAGGUUUUCAAUAACUGGUCCCAAGGAUUUUUUUGCGUCCACUGUUGCUUUCGCUUAUCGAUUACUUUGAUUUUUUCUAUUGAUAAAAGAGGAGCUAAGGAAGCAGUCUUAGCGAGUGUCAUCCCGUAACCGAUAUUCACAGCGUGCACGCGAGAGAUCUGCCCUCUUUCUUCUCACGACUCGCGCGUGACCCUUGGCUGGCUGGUCUUGUGUACGCCAAGGAGGUGUUGUGUUUGACAGUGUUCUGUUUUUCCAUUUUCAGAUGUGGGAUUUAACAACUGCUCUGGAAAUUGUCUCCAAACAGUCUGGUGAAACUACAGGUGAGUGUUGGAUAAAACUGUAUAUUACUUGUCUUUGUCAUUUCUUGAUCUGUGAUUGGGCAAUUAUCGUUCCGUAACUUAUUGCACAAACUGAUUUUAACUCAAGAUUAUUCCCUUUUUUCCACAUUUUUAGUUCUUUAGUCAUAGUUUUUCUCCUUAUGUAACCUUGUAAUGCAAGUUCUAAAUUUAAGCAGCACAAUCCUUUAAUGGUCGCCUCGUUGUUGUUGUACAAAAAGAAAGACAUAUAACUAACAUCUUAUUAGUCUCGUUUUCUCUGUCCGUACUUUAAAUUAUGGAUCUUCCCCUCACGCCCUAAUUUUGAGCUUGAGAGAAAAAACGAGGUCCUGUAAUUUACAGUACGUAGCCUGCGAACAGGAGACAUUACUUCUCGCUCAUCGGCGAUAAGCGAGGAGAAACGUCUACCGUUCGCAGGCUGUACAAUACGGAGCUAAAAAGCGGCUGAAAUGAGGUAUUUAUUCUUUAUUCGCCUUUGAUACCCCUGUUGUCAUCUCUAUUGCAGAACGUGACGACAUCGGUAAUGUAACGCAAGGGGAGCUGUUACGAACAUUAGAGCAAUGUGACCUUAGCGCGUCACGCUGCACAACUCCUUCCAUAUCACCGGCCACUUCGCUGCUACAAACAAAUUUCACGGGCUCACGACUAAAGCCUUCAUACUCAUGUCCUAGCUUGAAUGAAGACGAUCGAGAUGAAGCAGGGCCCAGUAAUGGAAAAUCUAGAUAUGUUUAUAUUUCGCAAUGUUAAGACUCGUUAGAACGGUUGUUAAGUCUUUCGAGUGCUGUUUCAAAGAAGGAAGUUCGUCAUGAUCUAGGUGCCCCAAGAAGUGGGUAUCCUCUGUAGCAAGCUUUCCUAUGCUUUUCCUAGUAUUUAGCAGCGUGAAACUUUAAACGAGGUAAAACAAAUUAGAGAGGAUGGGAGGAAAAAGUUCUUUUUCUCUUUACCCCUACUCUAUUUGCUUUUGUUUGCUCUCGCCUAAACUUUCAGGUGAAGUUGCUUGUAUGGGAACAUUUGCUAACACGUUGAUAACAGGUGGCCGGGGAAGGAAAAGAAACCGUAUGAAAGAGAAGAGAAACCGGGGCGUUAAGAAAUUUUUGUUUUCCUCCUUCACCUUGACGCGGAUAUAGUAGGGUGUCCAUUAACAGAGUGUUGAUUCUACAUAAAUCAAGUGAUCCCCGAUCAUCGCCUUUUUUUUGCCCCCUCCCCCUCCUCCCCCAUUAAUACAUAAGGAAAGAGGUCAGGCCUGUUGCUUUGGCAACAGGCCUGACCAACAACAUUGGCAUCUCGUAUUACCUUGCGCGUAUAUGCAUAUAAUGCAGCACUUUGAAUGUCUUUUCACGCUCAAUUUCUUUCCAUAAUGGUGGUUGUUAAUUUAUAGAUCAUAAUAAAUUGUUCAUAUUCAUUUUAAAGAAUGUAUUAAUUUAUUAAAGUAAGGAAAAUAAAGCGUUCUUCUUCGGUAAAUUGUUGGUUAUGAGGCUGCCUUUUCA
Messenger RNA from Porites lobata, 16645 nucleotides. Lineage: Eukaryota; Metazoa; Cnidaria; Anthozoa; Scleractinia; Poritidae. The record is from the annotation of a GenBank genome assembly.